GGUCUGACUUAACCGGGUUUUUCACGCCGUAACCCUCUGUAAGUCUGCAUCCUUUCUCUCUCUCGUAAUCCCCUCCUCCCAUGGCCGCUAUUUCUCCUCCUGCAGCCGUGAGUCAUCCCUCUCAGUGAAGAUUUCUUCUCACGUCUCCUGUAGACCGUUCUUCGACUCAGAUUGUGGCUUGCUCGUUUCCUUGGAUUUCGAUCUACCGUCGUCGGGACUCGGGUGCCUUUUGAUUUCUCUGAUCGGCAGAGAUGUUGCAGCAUCAGAUAGUUCAAUCUCCGGCGAGAUUAGGGUUAACGAGCCCUGCUUCUCCCUCCGUCCAAAAUCCUACCCCUCCUCGCCAUCCCACCUCUUCUUCAUCCUCUCAAUCUCAGCACCACCAGAUCCCGCCUCCAUCCAAUCUCCCUCCCUCCGCCUUUGCUUCCCCGGCGUCGGCGGCGGCGACCAUCUCCUCCGCCUCUCUCCUCCCUCUCCUCCCUCCGCUGCCCCGAGCUCAGGCUCUUCUCCAGCAGAUGGCGGUUUUGGCUUCCAAGCUCUUCGACGUCUCCCCCAAUCGUUCUCUUUGGCUCUCCGCCUUCCGCGGUUCUCUCCCUUCGUUCCUCUCCUCGCACUCGCUCCAGCCGCCUCCGCCGCUGGAAAACCCUAACCCUUCUUCCACCAAGGAGAUCCUCUCUCUCUUCAAUUCCCUGCAGACCCAGCUCUUCGAGGCCGUGACGGAGCUCCAGGAGAUCCUCGAUCUCCAGGACGCGAAACAGAAGGUGGCGCGUGAGAUCAAAUCCAAGGAUGCUUCCCUCCUCGCCUUCGCCAACAAGCUCAAGGAAGCGGAACGAGUUCUGGACAUGCUCGUAGAUGAUUACUCCGAUUAUCGCCGGCCGAAACAAGCCAGGACAGGAGAUGAGUCGCGGGAGGAGGAAGAUGACGAUGAGUCCUCAUCCUCUGUUAACACCACUGUUGCUUCUCAGUUGAAGCUGAAGGACAUAUUGUCUUACGCUCACAGGAUUAGCUACACUACGUUUGCUCCGCCGGAAUUUGGCGCUGGGCAAGCACCUCUCCGUGGUGCGUUGCCCCCGGCUCCUCAGGAUGAGCAAAUGAGAGCUUCUCAGCUGUAUAACUUCGCUGAUCUCGAUGUGGGCAUUCCCAAAUCGACGGAGAGUGAUGAGAAGAAAGUGGAGGCUCUUAUGGAACCGCCUCGGCCUAGUGGUCCGGUGGAUAUCUCAGCCAUUCAGGGUCUGCUUCCACCGAAUAUCGCGGUUCCGUCGGGAUGGAAACCUGGGAUGCCGGUGGAAUUGCCGAAAGAUUUGCCUAUGCCGCCUCCCGGAUGGAAACCUGGGGACCCGGUUGUAUUGCCGCCAUUGGAGUCGAUCCCUGCGGCUAGAGGUGAUGAGCAACAGCCCCUCGUGCCUAGGCCUCCUCCAGGGCUGCAUCGGGCGCCUGAGGUUAUACAGGUUCGACCAGUUCAGCUCGACAUUUUGGAAGACGAUGAUAGCAGCGAUUACAGUAGCGAUGAGGCGAGUUCGGAUGAUGAGGAUUGAUCUUGUUACUGGUUCUGCCUCCAUAAAUGUCUCCUUGAGCCUGUGUUUUUUUUUUCUUGAAUGGAAACUCCAUGUAAGGUAAAGCUAGUUGCCACUCUUCUAGACUUUGAAUCCCAUCUUGAUUACCUAGGAUUUAGAUUUCACAUCUCAUGUGGAUCGUUUCUCGCCACGAUUUGAGUUGAGUUCCGACCCUUUGAA
This is a messenger RNA of Tarenaya hassleriana, 1730 nucleotides long. Its product is annotated as mediator of RNA polymerase II transcription subunit 4-like. The transcript has a single exon. Gene Ontology annotation, biological process: regulation of transcription by RNA polymerase II. Gene Ontology annotation, molecular function: transcription coregulator activity. Lineage: Eukaryota; Viridiplantae; Streptophyta; Magnoliopsida; Brassicales; Cleomaceae. Gene Ontology annotation, cellular component: core mediator complex; mediator complex. The coding region runs from base 252 to 1532 and encodes 426 amino acids. The record is from RefSeq and is a predicted model, not a curated record.